Messenger RNA from Scheffersomyces amazonensis, 1456 nucleotides. RefSeq lists its product as uncharacterized. Bases 79 to 1335 code for a protein of 418 amino acids. Lineage: Eukaryota; Fungi; Ascomycota; Pichiomycetes; Serinales; Debaryomycetaceae. The transcript has a single exon. The record is from RefSeq and is a predicted model, not a curated record.
GUCAUUGUUCCUAUUUUAGUGUCUGACAAUAACUUUUUAAGAUUGUUUAAAACAUUAGAGACUACCAAGAACUCAGAGAUGAGUGAUUCAAAUAUCAAAGUGAUUAAGAGUAUUAAAAUUAUUUUAUUUAACAGUAUUAUAAAAAGAUACCCUAAAUAUAUUUACAGUAUUAAUGUUGAGGAUGAUACUGAAAAGGAUAAACAAAAUCUUGUUAACUUUAUUACGACUUUAAAUCAAAAACAAAAGUUAACAAAAAGCUUUGAAUAUAUAUUAGAGAUUCUCAAUCAAGGAACAAAUCAGGAAAAAUUAUUAUGGAAUAGUAGGAUUGAAUCUGAUAUUCUUUAUUUAUAUCUUCGUGAAUUAAACUGUGAAUCAAAAAUAAGAUUAGAAGCUUAUAAAUGUUUUGAACAAAUGAAUUCCAAAAUUUCUCUUGCUGUGGCUAUAAUUUAUUUAAAUUUUCUUUUAUCAAUCAGUUUAUGUAGUUUGUUUGAUAAUAUCAGCAUUCCUAAAAUUGCUUUAGAGUAUUUCAAACAAUUUCAACUUCCUCCAGUUUCAAAAUCCAAAUCAAUAUCUUCAGUUAAAACAGAAGAAGCUUCAACUUCUGUUCACAAUUUACAAAUGUGUAUCAUAUAUUGUUUAAAAUUAUUAAGACUGAUUUUAGAAGAAGAAGUAAAGUCUCUAGCAUUUAUUGAUAUCUACACUCCACAUUCAAUUCAUGACAAAAUUGUUUUCCAAUUGUUAGAACUUGCAAUUCCUUCAUUAUUUGUAACAUUGAUUUUUGUUGAGAGAAAUUCAGAAGGUGGUCCUAUUAAUACUAUUUGUCUUUACUUAGUUAAUGAGUUGUUUAAGACAUUAGUCAAUAUUGAAGUUAAGGGACUUGAAAAUUCUUUGAAUUGGGUAUCGAUCAUUAAUUUUGCCAACGAUACUUGUUACUCUGAUCUUAGAUACGCACCUUUGUUCCAUAAGCUUUUAGGGUAUCUUGCAUAUCACAAUAAGAAAAAAAUUGAAGAUCCUUUAGUUCAAAGUGCAUUACAAUUCUUUUAUUCUGCUUUUGGACCAGGAAAUUCUAGUUAUGAGGCAUGGAUUAAUGGAGAACAAGAUAUCACUAUGUUUAGCAAUGAAGAGUUAGAUUUUGAUAUUUUUACUUAUGAUUACGAGUACUUGUAUCAAACGGAUUCUUCGAGUAGAUCAAAUAAUUUAGAUCAUUCCAGUUCAGAUAUGUCAAUGUCUCAGUCAGAUAAGUUAGGUAUGACAUCGACACCUCAAAAACAGAAUUAUGUUACCAACUCUGCUAGACAGCAGAGUAUACAUGUAGAUCAAUUUGGGAAGCCAUAGUUAAUCUAUACAGUGAAACUUCUCCUACUAAAUUACAUAUAUAUAUAUAAUAUUCUUCUAUUUUGCUUAUUAUUCUUAGCUACUUCUUACUGCUACUUCUUACUGUUAUUUACUGUUUAUA